AUGAGUUUUGUGUGUAGAACCUCUAAUCGAGUUACAAGUGACAAUAGAGACUGUGGUAGCGCGCCAUCUAGUUCCAUGGUCAGCUACGAGGCUUGUGUUAUGGAUACCAGAUGGUUGAUACACUACACAUAUAAUGUCCUCCCGACCAAAUUUCCACCACGGCGGACAAUCUCAUCGAAACUAGCCAUCUGCGCAGAAGAUAUUAUAGUGCACAAGUGUGCGCGCAGACACAAGUGCACUCUCCUGUCACUCUCAUACUCCGGUGGAACGACAACUCGACACGACCAGUACGUGUUAAGGCGCAGGACCGACGGUGAAACACCACCAAACUCC
This is a messenger RNA of Brenthis ino (lesser marbled fritillary), 333 nucleotides long. The record is from the annotation of a GenBank genome assembly. NCBI's taxonomy places the organism in Eukaryota, Metazoa, Arthropoda, Insecta, Lepidoptera, Nymphalidae.